AUGCUUAGAGCGAGAUCUGGGGGGUCUACAGGAUCAAAUAAUGUCCCUCUUGGUCGAAGGCGGUUUGAUGAGGGACCCAACCCUUUGCCGCCAUUGCCUGAUGCUGUAAGCUCUAGAAGCAGAUUUGAUCGAGCUGAUCAUUCAGAAUCUUUUUCUAGUCGACGUGAAGAUCAAUUUUCUGAAGACCGUGGGCGUCGUCGUACUUAUAGAAAGCAUUACUGGGGCAAGCCGACUCCCAUCGAUGAAAUGCUGCCCUCUCAAAUGGAGUUAGAAUUAAGCAUUGCAUCUUGUAUGACAAAUGAACAGGUAGAGUUAUUUGCUAUGAACGUUAGACUUGAAGAAAUCACCCAAAAACUACGCACCGGAAGCGUCGUUCCUCGCGAUAGAGAACGUUCUCCAUCUCCUCCUCCACAGUAUGAUAACCAUGGUCGCCGGUUAAACACAAGAGAAAUUCGUUACAAGAAGAAGCUAGAGGAUGAGCGUCAUCGCAUCAUUGAAAAGGCUAUGAAGACGGUUCCAAACUUCAAAGCUCCUAGCGACUAUCGCCGUCCAGCUAAAACGCAAGAAAAAGUUUAUGUUCCUGUACAAGAUUACCCAGAAAUCAACUUCAUUGGUCUUUUAAUUGGACCUCGUGGUCAUACACUGAAGGAUAUGGAGUCAAAGUCUGGUGCAAAAAUUGCCAUCCGUGGUAAAGGAAGUGUUAAAGAAGGAAAAGGCAAGAGCGAUCCAUCGGUACGUGGUAAUAUGGAAGAAGACUUACACUGUCUUGUAACUGCUGAUUCAGAGGACAAAAUUAGUCAUGCCAUUCGACUUAUUGAUCUCGUCAUUCAAACAGCCGCUUCCACUCCUGAAGGACAAAAUGACUUGAAGAGAAAUCAGCUUCGUCAGCUCGCCACUCUUAAUGGUACCCUUCGAGAUGAUGAGAACCAAGUCUGUCAGAACUGUGGUAAUGUUGGCCAUCGCCGAUACGAUUGUCCUGAACGAGUUAAUCAUACCCUAAAUAUUGUUUGUAGACAUUGUGGAAAUGCUGGCCAUAUUGCACGAGACUGUCCUGUAAGAAAUCAACCUCCCGUAGCGGACGCUGCGGCAGAUCGCGAGUAUCAAAGCCUCAUGCAAGAGUUAGGUGGUGGCUCUAUAGCUUCUGGUGCUGAUCAUCAGCAUACUUUGGAGUAUGCUGAAACCGCUACCGCAAAUUCUGCUGUACCUCCUCCUUGGGCAGCUAAUCCCGGCCCAUCAUCAGAAACUUCUAGUCCAGCUCCUUGGGCAAAAGCCUCUCCGAGUGUUUCUUCUAGUUCUGCUGCAACACCAGCUCCAGCUCCUUGGCAACAAGCGAUGCCCCCUCAGCCCGUGCCUUCUACAUCAACUAAUGGGCUACCUCCAUGGCAACAGAGUACCCAACCAGCUGUUCCCGAUCCUAAUCUACCGGGUCUUCCCCUUCCCGGCAUGCCUCCAGGUCUUCCUCCUGCACCCGCUGUGCCCGGAUUACCAGCAGCUGGAGCAGCACCCGAUAUGAUGACUACUCCUUUGAUGAAUAUUCCACAGCCUCCUAUGCUUCCUCCAGGAAUGGCUCCACCUCAAGGUAUGCCUUCUGCUUUUCCUGGGUAUGCUCCUCCUCCUCCAGGCAUGCCGCUACCGAGUGCUCCAGGUAUGUCCAAUGCACCUCCUGGAAUGCCUCAAACGCUUCCGUUUGGAGCGCCACCGGGUAUGCCUUUACCUCCAGGAACGUCUCCUAAUCCUUAG
This is a messenger RNA of Schizosaccharomyces octosporus yFS286, 1740 nucleotides long. RefSeq names its product zinc finger protein Bpb1. The record is from RefSeq and is a predicted model, not a curated record. The coding region runs from base 1 to 1740 and encodes 579 amino acids. Gene Ontology annotation, cellular component: nucleus. The transcript has 2 exons. Gene Ontology annotation, molecular function: zinc ion binding; mRNA binding. Gene Ontology annotation, biological process: regulation of mRNA splicing, via spliceosome. NCBI's taxonomy places the organism in Eukaryota, Fungi, Ascomycota, Schizosaccharomycetes, Schizosaccharomycetales, Schizosaccharomycetaceae.